Acanthopagrus latus (yellowfin seabream) is the source of this 6848-nucleotide messenger RNA. It is a transcript of the gene sema6a, whose product is annotated as sema domain, transmembrane domain (TM), and cytoplasmic domain, (semaphorin) 6A. The transcript has 20 exons. Gene Ontology annotation, biological process: negative regulation of axon extension involved in axon guidance; axon guidance; positive regulation of neuron migration. Gene Ontology annotation, molecular function: semaphorin receptor binding; chemorepellent activity. Lineage: Eukaryota; Metazoa; Chordata; Actinopteri; Spariformes; Sparidae. The record is from RefSeq and is a predicted model, not a curated record. Bases 513 to 3608 code for a protein of 1031 amino acids.
UGGGCUCGCUGCGCUGCGCUCCAGUCUGGUAAGAAGCUUCAUCUCCAAAUAGGAUGACCGUCGGCUUUUGUGGAGGGGACCGCGUUCAGCUCCGUAGCUAGUUCUGGGACACCCGAGCUAUCAGUUGUACCCGAGGGGAGUUUUUAUUAUCAUUAUUAUUGUUAUUAUUAUUGUAGAAAGCCACAAACCGUUCGCUUUUGUGUCUCCAGCGUGGAUUUCCGAUGGAUAUUCCCAUUUGAAGAGGUGUGAUUUCAGCGCGGCAUGUAACAAACAAACAAACAAACAAACCAAAAAAAACACAAGAAGCGCAAGAGAGAAAAAGUAGCGCUCGUAUUGUUAUUCCGACACGAGCACCGUCAGAACUGCUUUGAGAAGCGCCGUAUCUCAUGGAUUACUAAAAGACAAGAGCUGUGAAACCACUCCGGGGCACAUCCAUUCAUGAGCUGAAGGCUGAGGUAAACCCUUAGCAGAGGACCAGCAGCAGCAGCAGCAGCAGCAGUGUUGGUGCGACCAUGAGGUCAGAGGCCUUGUUACUCUACUUCACGCUACUGCAAAUAGCCGGGGCGGGCUUCCCCGAAGACAGCGAGCCCAUUAGCAUCUCACACGGCAACUACACAAAGCAGUAUCCAGCGUUUGUAGGCCACAAACCUGGCAGGAACAACACCCAGCGGCACAAACUGGACAUCCAGCUCAUCAUGAUCAUGAACAGGACGUUAUACAUCGCUGCCAGGGAUCACAUAUACACGGUGGACACGGACACUGCCAACAGUGACGAGAUCUUUUUCAGUAAGAAAAUGACAUGGAAGUCCAGACAGGCCGACGUCGACACUUGCAGAAUGAAAGGGAAGCAUAAGGACGAGUGUCACAAUUUCAUCAAAGUCCUCCUGCAGCAAAAUGAUGACACCCUGUUUGUUUGUGGAACAAAUGCUUUCAACCCCUCCUGUCGAACCUACAAGACCGACACCCUGGAGGCUCUGGGAGAGGAGAUCAGUGGGAUGGCACGCUGCCCGUAUGACGCCAAGCACGCCAACGUUGCCCUCUUUGCUGAUGGCAAGCUGUACUCGGCCACCGUGACAGACUUUCUGGCGAUCGAUGCGGUCAUCUAUCGUAGCCUAGGAGACAGCCCGACCCUGCGUACUGUCAAACACGACUCCAAGUGGCUCAAAGAGCCCUACUUUGUCCAGGCAGUCGAUUAUGGGGACUUCAUCUACUUCUUCUUUCGGGAAAUUGCUAUGGAGUACAACACAAUGGGAAAGGUGGUGUUUCCCCGGGUGGCCAGGGUUUGUAAGAACGACCGCGGUGGCUCACCCCGCGUCCUGGAGAAGCAGUGGACUUCAUUUCUCAAGUCUCGCCUGAACUGCUCCAUCCCCGGUGACUCCCACUUCUACUUCAACAUCCUGCAGGCUGUGACGGAUGUCAUCCACAUCAACGGGAGGGAUGUAGUGAUGGCAACCUUCUCCACGCCUUACAACAGUAUACCAGGCUCUGCGGUGUGUGCCUAUGACAUGGAGGAGGUGGCCAACACGUUCACAGGGCGUUUCAAAGAGCAGAAAUCCCCAGACUCCACCUGGACGCCUUUUCCUGAAGAGAAGGUUCCCAAGCCAAGGCCUGGCAACUGUGCCGGCACUCCAUCCAUGGAGAGGUACAAGGUAUCCAACGAGUUCCCCGAUGACACACUCAACUUCAUCAAGAUGCAUCCUCUGAUGGACGAGGCCGUGCCCUCCAUUACUAACAGGCCCUGGUUCCUCAAGACCAUGGUCCGGUAUCGUCUGACACGAAUCGUUGUGGACAACGAAGCGGGCCCCAACAGGAACCACACUGUUGUCUACCUGGGAUCUGAGAAAGGCAUCAUCCUCAAGUUCCUGGCCAAGAUGAACAAUGGCUUCCUCAACGAUAGCCUGUUUCUGGAGGAGCUCAACGUCUACAACCCUGACAAGUGCAGUAUUGAUGGGGUGGAGGACAAGCGCAUCAUCGGCAUGCAGAUAGACAGCAAGAGUCACGCUCUGUGGGUGGCCUUCACCUCCUGUGUGGUUAAAGUGCCGCUGUCUCGCUGUGAAAGACAUGGAAGAUGCAAGAAGUCUUGUAUAGCCUCCAGAGACCCGUACUGUGGUUGGGUGUCAGAAGGAGCCUGCAAGCAGGUGGUUGGCAACAUCAAAUCGGCCUUUGAGCAGGACGUGGAGCAUGGUAACACAGAUGGCCUGGGAGACUGCCAAAACACCUUUGUGGCGCUGAACGGCCACCAUCACCGCCACCAUCACCACACCCUCUCACUCCCCACCUCGGCCCUACCCGAGGCCGCCGAGGGCCCCCUGGGGCGGGGCCGCAUGGUGGAGCGGAAGGACCCCCCCAUGAGCUCAGACAAAGGGGAGGACCCCUACGUAGCCGUGCCCUCUCAGACUCAGCCCGAAGCCAAUGACGGCGUCUUUGUGCGGCGGCCUGGAGUCAGAGGUGUGAUCCGUGAGAGCUACCAGAAGGGUCGUGACCAGCUAGUUCCUGUGACCUUGUUGGCCAUCGCUGUCAUCCUGGCCUUCGCCAUGGGCGCCAUCUUCUCUGGCAUCAUCGUCUACUGCGUCUGUGACCACCGGCGGCGGGACAUAGACCUGACAGGCCGCAAGGAAAAGGACAGCCACCACCUCCACUCCCGCCGGGGAUCCAUGAACAGUGUGACCAAGCUGACGGGCCUGUUUGAGACGCAGGCCAAAGACGGUCGGCCCGAGGCGAUCCUCACCCCUUUGAUGCACAACGGGAGACUCACACCGAAUGGGAAGAUGCUGAUAAAAGCAGACCAGCAUCACCUGGACCUCGCUGCUCUGCCUACGCCUGAAUCCACGCCCAUGCAGCCACGGCGUAAGCCCAGCCGGGGAAGCAGGGAGUGGGAACGGAACCAGAACCUCAUCAACGCCUGCACCAAGGACAUGCCACCGAUGGGCUCUGCUGUUAUCUCAGACCUGCCCCUGAGGGCCUCACCAGGGCACAUCCCCAGUGUGGUGGUCCUUCCUCUGCCACAGCAUCAGCACCAGCUGCAGCCUCAUCUGCAGCAGCAUCAGCAGUCCUACCAGCAUGAGUACGUGGAGCAGCCCCACCACAGUGACCUCAGCAUGGGUCACGGUGUCAUGGACGACCAGGGGGCCACUCUGGAGUACAAGACAGUCAAGAGCCCCUGUCACAACCUCAGCAUGGGGGAUCCAGAUGGGGUGCUGCCGCCACGUGUGCCCCAACGAGAGGCCUCUCUCACUAUCCCUCCAGCUGUCCCACAGAUGGGCAAACGUCUGGAGGUCCACUCGUCAGUCUACGGGCUCCGGAAAGGAUCGGCUUCCGGUGCUUGCGGAUCCUCCGCCCUAAAGAAGCACAACACCAACUCCUCUAACUCCUCCCAUUUGGCGAGACAUCACAGCUUCAACCGUGUGGAGACUCCACCCCCUGCACCACAGAGGGUGGACUCAAUACAAAUGACAGCACAGGGCAUAUCUCUGUCACGGCAGCCUGGAAUGAGCUCCUAUGGUUCACUGCCUCGAACGGGCAUCAAAUAUCUCAAGCCUGAUGUCCCCCCCAAACCCUCCGUAGUCUCACUCUCGACAAAAGUCAAGUCCAGUGACUCCUGUACAUAGUCAGCUCGUUAGCCAGUCAGUCCAAUGUGAACGGACAGUAGUGAGAGUUAUUUUCUGAAAGCGAAAAAACAGGGAAUACUGUACAACUUGCAUCUCCUUUUAGUGUUUUUGUUUGUUUUUGGUGUACAGUACAGUGGAAAAUGCAACACAGUUUUUUUAAGGAAACACUUUCUUUUUAUAUAAAUAUGUAAAUAUUAUACAGAUGGUUGUCGUCAUUUGUUGCCGUCAUCGAGCUCUUGCUCUGGCUGCCUCCCAGGUCCUCUGCAAACACACAUGGGAACAUGUGCUACUGAAACAGAGGAGGAUGAUGCUGUCCUGAAUAUUUCAUCUAAUGGCGCCCUGUAGCAUCCAAGGUGGUGGCUCUUUCGUUUGUGGUGUCUUCGGCCACUGGGACUUGACUUGAUACUUUAUCAUGCUGGUAAAAGCACAUAAGAAGACAGCACGGGGGGGUCUGGAGAAUAAUCGUUGUACAGUACCUUAAGGACUGGGAGAACUGAGCGAGCAAGCAAGCACUCAGAGCGACUGAGCUCGGACUGAAAGGACAGACGGCUGCCUGACUUCUGCGAGAAACUGUGAAAAGCCUCUCAGUGUUACAGCAAUCAAGUCCUGCCUGGGUUUGACAGAAUGCCUGGGCCAGAGGAAUCUUCUACUGUACUGGUGACUGAAUAACACAUGACUGUUAAUACUAAUAGCUUGUUGUAUUUAUUUUUAUGAAGUGCUUUUGAAAAAAAAAAAAGACUGACUUUCUAGGCUCAGAGGGAGAGGACAGAGAAGAGACCUUUUAAUAUUAAUUAAUCAAGUGUGAGAAAAAAAAAACAAAAACGUAUUUAAAGUCAUUAAACUGGAGCCCGUAGAACUUUUCUUGAUGACUGAAGGUCCACUAGGUCUUACUGUGUGCUCAGUGGGACCAGCAGCUUGAGAUAUAUGUGACCUCUAUGAAGAGGAGGAGAUAUUUAUUUAAACUGUGCCAGACAGGGACUUUUAACUUCAUGGACCAGAAUUUCCAUUGUUUUAGACCAAUCAUAAAGGAAAAAAAAAAAGACUUCCUGAAUCUCACCCUUUCACUCCUCCAAUGAGCAUACCCCCCCUUCCAAUCAGCACUGUGGUUUUGUGUGAGUCAGUAACAUUUGUCCUGAUUGGUUGCUGGCUUACCGGUGCCAUCGAAGCUCACUGUUGCAUGUUGCAAAUAUAAGAGAAGCAGCUGCAGCAACAGUAUCUGCACACACACACACACACACACACACACACACACACACACACACACACACACACACACACACUUACAUACAAAAAGAAGACACUGCAAGCAAAACGGGGCAAAUGAUGCCUCCAUCUUGGGACCGCAUCGUCUUUUCUCGACGAGCAGGUGAAAAAGAAAACUAUAAAACAUCUGUCUUGCCUGCUUCUUUUUCCACAUGUAAAUUUGUGCCUUACACCCUAAAGUAGUGACAAUGUUUUCUUUACUAGCUGUUAACUUUGUCUCCUUGUAGUAUUUUUUUAUUUUUCUUACAUCAUGAUAUUUCCCUGGUUUGAUAAAAAUGCAAUUAAAGAAUGUAGGUGUUAUUGUUGUAAUUCUGGUCCCUAGACAUAACACACUUACAGUCCAGAGGAAAGAGAGGAAGAGGAAUUUCUUUUUCUUUGUCUCUCUUUCUCACACACAAACACACACACACGCAUUAACACGCGCACACACACACGCACACACUCAUCUUUGUGGUUCAUUUCUGAUUGUGCCAUUAAUGCGCUUAAAGCAACCCUUUAUGUUGUGCUGGCAGUGUCGAUGAAGACGUUGUGAGUGUUGUUUUGAUUUUAUAUUUUAUACAAUUUAAACGUCCUGGUAUUUGUUUUUACUUUUUUUUUUUUGGCUGUCUGUUGGUUUGGAGUGGUGGUUGAUUGACUGAUUAACUGAGCAAUUAACAUUUCUUACUUGAGAAGGCCAAUGUAGGUGUAUCUCUCUGGUGCACUGCAAUAAUAAAAAAAAAUGCAACGUCAACUCUAGCAAAACAUACAGUAUGAGAUAAACAUAAGCACCCAGUGUACCAACACAGUCCUUGUGUGCAUCGUAACACUCAGAGUCAGCAGGCAGUUGCUUAAACAGGCUGGUUCCUGUGAAGCUGACAUUUUAAAACAACAAUAUUAAAAAAAAUUGUACCUUAUUUAACCCCUUUUUGUAAGAAAACACAGUUUUGAUGAAGUCUAGAGUUUUUGUUUUGCUUCACUAACUCUCAUGAUCAAGGCCUUAUGAAUGGCGGAGAGUUUGACUAAUCUGAUCUCUUUUAUUUUGCUUUUUUACUUAAGGAUUUUUAUUGAUCACCCCUCCCCUCCCCUCCAAACACUUAAAUCAGUGGAGCACUCCCUUAGUGUCGUAUGUGUAGAUAGGUAAAAGUUUUCUUGAUAUCAAGCAAUUUUCUGUUUCUCAAUGGAGGAAAGCCAACUAUGUCUCAAUCCACAGUUAAUGUGAGGAGGACGUGUAGGAUCUGUGACCUGACUAUAACGUGUGUACAUAGAUACCCGCAGGGUUUGGUUGCAAAUGACAAGGUCAUGGGCGACCGGUGAGUUCGGGAAGAAGCUGCCACUUCAGAUAGAAGAUCUGGGGUCGGUUGAGACAGAAAGAUAUGAUCUUCAAAGUGCAAAAGGCCCAAGAUUGAUCUGAAGGUGUAUGUUUACUCCAGACUUUCAGAAUACCACUGCUUUGUAGACUAGUUACUGGCCACUACAAGGCCCUGUUUACACCUUGAGGAGCGCAUGAACGAGCAACUUUCCCUGAUCGACAGCUGGAUAUUUUUUGUCUGGAUAUGUUCAGUUGUGCCGACUCCGUGUCCACACCGAAUGUGAACAAUAAAACACGUCGAGGUCAGAAGGUCGAUUUUAGCUGUGGGUGCGUUUAAGAUUCUGUAACAUCCAGUUCCAAGUGGGGUUCGAACCCUUUCAAGACUGGAUUGGGUUUGACUGUGAAGGCUGCUGUGGACAGUGAGGUUCUUUGGUGUGUGCCUUUUUUGUCUCUCACCCUUGUUAUAAUACACUGCUAUUAGAUGCAAAUCGACUCUCUUCUCAACUUCUCAACCUUUUGAACUUUGUAAGCUUGUAAGAUAUUGUGACGUCACAAAGUUUUUUGCCCUACUCUCUUCACUUCCUUAACAUCUGAUUCACAGCUUAAUGUAUGUUGUAAAGAAAAAAACUCUUUAAUUUAAUGCAAAAUGUAAUUAAAAAAAAAAAUGAAAAUAAAAUUCUUGUCAUGAA